AUGAAGAAGAUGUCUUCCCUUACUACACUCAUCAGCGCCUCAGCCAGCGCAACCUCUACUUCCACCCCUAAACACGGCUCACACUCUGACAAAACCGCCAUCAUCGGCAUGACUCUCGGAAUGGUCUUCGCAUUCUUCAUUCUCAUCUUUCCCUGCAUAUGCUUCCAGGGACUGGCACACUUGCAGCAAAAGAGGGAGGAGAGAAAGGAAGCUGAGGAACGGGCGAGGGCGGAUGCGGCGAUCGGGAGGAUGAUUGAAGAUGAACAGAGGAGGCUGAAUAUUUGGGAGGGCGUUUGA
Molecule: messenger RNA, 297 nt
Organism: Fusarium pseudograminearum CS3096
Lineage: Eukaryota; Fungi; Ascomycota; Sordariomycetes; Hypocreales; Nectriaceae
Exons: 2
Coding region: 1-297 (98 amino acids)
Source: RefSeq, a predicted model, not a curated record